AUGCAACAUAGCUGGGAGCUGUUCCCCAAGAUCAGAGAACCUCCAGAACUAGGGCAACAUCAGAGCGAAUUACCAGGGACAUGUCAGGCAAAGGACAAGCAUGAGCCCUCACAGCCCACUUCACUCACAGGUGAAAGCAGCAACGAUGCACAGAACGUGGGGCUCCAGCUAAGCCCCCAUACAGGGAAGAUCCCAAAAGAUCUCUCCAGGGGCUCAGAAAGCUCCCUAGUGACGUUUCAGAGGGGAGACUCUGAGGAGUCAGAAAGUGACGAAAUGCUUUGGAGAAGGGACUCCGGAAGCGAUUUACUGAGGAACUUAGACAAAAAUCCUGAAAACACGCUAAAAGGCCACUUGGGCAGCAAGUUGGGACAGAUGAGCAAGGACCUGAUGAGUGUGCAUGGACCCUGGCUUCCUGUCAACCACUCUUAUGCCAAGACUGACACU
Myotis davidii is the source of this 444-nucleotide messenger RNA. RefSeq names its product spermatogenesis-associated protein 31C1-like. The record is from RefSeq and is a predicted model, not a curated record. The transcript has a single exon. NCBI's taxonomy places the organism in Eukaryota, Metazoa, Chordata, Mammalia, Chiroptera, Vespertilionidae. The annotation marks the transcript as partial.